Baudoinia panamericana UAMH 10762 is the source of this 660-nucleotide messenger RNA. RefSeq lists its product as uncharacterized. The transcript is spliced from 2 exons. Bases 61 to 660 code for a protein of 199 amino acids. The record is from RefSeq and is a predicted model, not a curated record. Lineage: Eukaryota; Fungi; Ascomycota; Dothideomycetes; Mycosphaerellales; Teratosphaeriaceae.
ACAGGCACUUACAAGCUACUAUUAUAGAGCAGAAGACACUACGGCAAGCAAACGCCCGCUAUGUCGACACACACGCCUACAGAGCAACAGAAUCCAACCCAGCCCUCGAUAGGUAAUCAAUAUGACUCAAUCCCUCUGCAGAUGUAUGUGCCUCGCCUGGAGUUCGUCUACCGACUGAAGUGCGAGAUGGCUUCCGAGAACGAUUAUGUUGGAGCACCGUUCGAUGGAAGCAACGUACGAGUUGUCAUGCCAAUCAUCGGUGGUACCGUAAAAGGCCCGCGAAUAUCCGGCAUCAUCCAACACCGAAGCGGCGCAGACUGGGGACAGUCGAACAAGGGAUCAAACUUCACGCGCCUCGAUGCCCGCUACACACUCAAGACCGAAGACAACCACUGCAUUUACGUGCAAUCUAAAGGCAUCUUCUCGCCACACCGGGCGGACUACUUCGCUAAAGGCCCCCCCACCUCCAUGUCACAGAAGGAUGUCGAUUGGUUCACCCGACUGGAGUUCGAAACAGGACCUGGCCCUUAUGGCUGGAUGAAUGGGAUAUUUGCCAUCGGCGUCCUUAGCAUGCACGAGCAGCGUAUUAUCAUUGACGCGUACGCCGUUACCAACAGCACGACGGGCGCAGGACCAGAAGAGGCCCCCAAAGUAGACUAG